GGGACCGGACCGCCGCGCGACAACGCGCGGAGCCGGCGGAAAUGGUGCUGAUGUCCCGCGGCGGGCCUGGGAGCCGCGAACACUGUCGUCCUCCCGGGCCCGCCGAACGCGGUGCCCAACCCGGUCCCUUCCCUACCACUCCGGGACGCGGCCCGGGGGACCAGCCGGGCCCCCAGAAUGGUGCUCAAGGCCUUCUUCCCCACAUGCUGUGCCUCGGCAGACAGUGGCCUAUUGGUGGGACGCUGGGUCCCAGGACAGAGUAGUGCUGUGAUCCUGGCUGUGGUGCACUUUCCCUUCAUCCCCAUCCAAGUCAAGGAGCUCCUGGCCCAGGUGCAGAAGGCCAGCCAAGUGCAAGUGGCUGUGCUAGGCACCUGGUGCCACCGUCAGCAGGAACCGGAAGAGAGCCUGGGGAAUUUCCUAGAGGGCCUGUGUGCCAUCUUCUCCCAUGAUCCCUGGCUGCAGCUAUGCCGGGAGAGGGGUACCAGAUUCUGGAGCUGUAAGGCCACUUACCAUCAGAUGUCUAACACUCUGGACACACCCACUGAAGACCAGGUCAUGCUCAUUUUCUAUGACCAGCGCAAGCUGCUGCUCUCCUGGCUGCAUCAACCUCCGGUCCUGCCUGACUGCCAGAUUGGAGACACCACAGCCAGCACUGGAGGCCUAGCUGACAUCUUUGACACAGUGGCACGCAGUGAGGUGCUCUUCCGAAAUGACCAGUUUGAUGAAGGACCCGUACGCCUGAGCCACUGGCAAUCAGAGGGAGUGGAAGCCAGUAUACUUGUGGAGUUGGCAAAGCGGGCCUCUGGGCCUGUCUGCCUGCUGCUGGCUUCUCUGCUGUCCCUGAUCUCAGCAGCCAGUGCUUGCCGGCUGUGGAAGCUGUGGCCCCUUCCCUUCAUCAGAAGCAAGCUCUCCACUUGUGAGCAGCUCCGGCACCGGCUGAAGCACCUCUCACUCAUCUUCAGCACUGAGAAAGCCCAGAGUCCCACGCAGCUGAUGAGGAAGGCCAACAUGCUGGUUUCUGUGCUCCUGGAUGUGGCCCUCGGCUUGCUGCUGCUCUCUUGGCUCCACAGCAAUAACCGAAUUGGACAGCUGGCCAAUGCCCUGGUUCCUGUGGCUGAUCGCGUGGCUGAGGAGCUCCAGCAUCUGCUGCAGUGGCUGAUGGGUGCUCCUGCUGGGCUCAAGAUGAAUCGGGCACUGGAUCAGGUGCUGGGCCGCUUUUUCCUGUACCACAUCCAUCUGUGGAUCAGCUAUAUCCACCUUAUGUCCCCCUUUAUUGAGCACAUCCUGUGGCAUGUGGGACUCUCAGCCUGCCUUGGACUGACUGUUGCUCUGUCCAUCUUUUCGGACAUCAUUGCCCUUCUUACCUUCCACAUCUACUGCUUCUAUGUCUACGGUGCCAGGCUGUACUGCCUGAAGAUCUAUGGCCUUUCCUCUCUCUGGCGUCUGUUCCGGGGGAAGAAGUGGAAUGUUCUACGCCAGCGGGUGGAUUCCUGUUCCUAUGACCUUGACCAGCUGUUCAUUGGGACCUUGCUCUUCACCAUCCUGGUCUUCUUGCUGCCCACUACCGCUCUGUACUACCUGGUAUUCACCCUGCUCCGGCUCCUGGUGAUCACUGUGCAGGGCUUAAUCCAUCUACUUGUAGACCUCAUCAAUUCCCUGCCACUAUACUCCCUUGGCCUUCGACUCUGCCGACCCUACAGGCUGGCAGCUGGUGUGAAGUUCAGAGUUCUGGAAAAGGAGGCAGGCAGGCCCCUCCGCCUCCUGAUGCAGAUAAACCCCCUGCCCUAUAGCUAUGUGGUGCACACCUACCGUCUGCCUAGCUGUGGCUGCCAUCCCAAGCACUCCUGGGGUACUUUGUGCCGAAAGCUGUUCUUCGGAGAGCUCAUCUACCCCUGGAGGCAGAGAGAAGACAAACAGGACUGAGGAGUAGGACACAGCCCACUCAUAGCUACUGCACAGCCACCGCACCUCUUUCUGCCAAGAUAGCACUGACCAUGGGGUCAUCUCAGGUCCCACAUGGGCCAACCAAACACUCUGUGUGCUCAAUGUAGGCAGGCCUUACCCCUGCCUGAGUUACUACUCUGGCUCUCAGACCCUGCCAGCUUCAGUCCUACAUUCUGUCUAGCACAGUGGUUCUCAACCUUCCCAAAGCUGUGACCCUUUAAUACAGUUCCUCAUGUCAUGUUGACCCUCAACCAUGCAAUUAUUUUCAUUACUACUUCAUAACUGUAAUUUUGCUAUUGCUAUGAAUAGUGAUAUAUAAAUGCCUGUGUUUUCUGACAGUCAUAGGUGACCCCUGUGAAAGGGUUGAGAACCACUGCUCUAGUACCACCUAUGUGGGGACCCACAUGCUUUUUGUAGUCAUUGCAGUAAGCCUGAUUCCUAGGAGUGCCUGGACUCCAUGGGAUAUGCUGGCAGGUCCUCUUGGCUGCUUUAUUGGGUGGGAACACUCCUGGGCACCUGGUGCACUCCACAAGCCUCAGCAGAACAUUCCCACUGGGAAACAGAGGCAGCUGCUGAUCCCUUGCCACCCCCACCCCCGCCCUGUGAACUAAUCCCUCACCCUGGACUUCAUUGGGUUUACUUGCUGCUCCCUGGAGAUUGCUCUGUGAAGUUGCUGCUAAUAGGCCUUUGGGUACCCUUUGCUUGAAGUUAGAUCAAAUGGGGUGAUUGGAUACCUGCCAACCUGGCUGCCCUGUUCUUGCUUAGUGUUCCAUGUAUGGAUAGGUUUGGCAGGGAACCAGGCAGAUUCCUUACGGGACCAGGCAGCUCCCUUCUGGACAGGCACUUCAUGGCUCACUGUGUGAAUGACCUUGGGGCAGUGAAAUGGCUAGGGUUCCCUAACACUAAGUGGGACCCCAUGUGAGCUAGUCCCUAGGAAAACCUCACUGCCCGAUGGUCUAGAAGUACCUGCUGUGGGCAGGAGGGGACAGCCAGCCCUGACUGUCUUUCAGGGGCACUCAGGACCAUCGAUAUUGGUUUGUCUUGUGCCUGCUUCCUCUUGUCUACAUUCUUAAGCAGCCAGUGAAGGGUUCUGGUGAAGAUGAAUCCUGAUCGUGUGCUAACAAUAAAAUCUCAUGAAUCUGGAGUAC
Messenger RNA from Mastomys coucha (southern multimammate mouse), 3092 nucleotides. RefSeq names its product phosphatidylinositol glycan anchor biosynthesis class Q (gene Pigq). Gene Ontology annotation, cellular component: membrane; endoplasmic reticulum. Gene Ontology annotation, biological process: GPI anchor biosynthetic process. The record is from RefSeq and is a predicted model, not a curated record. Bases 178 to 1923 code for a protein of 581 amino acids. NCBI's taxonomy places the organism in Eukaryota, Metazoa, Chordata, Mammalia, Rodentia, Muridae. The transcript is spliced from 11 exons.